Molecule: messenger RNA, 2287 nt
Organism: Osmerus eperlanus (European smelt)
Lineage: Eukaryota; Metazoa; Chordata; Actinopteri; Osmeriformes; Osmeridae
Product: forkhead box protein J3-like
Exons: 13
Coding region: 543-2255 (570 amino acids)
Biological process (GO): regulation of transcription by RNA polymerase II
Cellular component (GO): nucleus
Molecular function (GO): DNA-binding transcription factor activity, RNA polymerase II-specific; RNA polymerase II cis-regulatory region sequence-specific DNA binding
Source: RefSeq, a predicted model, not a curated record
UGGCAUUGGAAGUAGUUCCGGUGGUUUGGCUAGAGAGGAGAGAGCGGAGUAGGGAGACCCGGGAUCCUGUUGUUGAACGAGCAAAUCAGAAUAGCGGGUCAAGUCUCACAACCCAACGGACUCAACUGACCACAGCAUUGAUCUACCUGACGGUGUAACGAGUCAUGCACCGAAAGUGACAGCUCUAGAUUCAAGUUUAAAAGCCUCUUCCAAGAAGGAAUUUUUCAAGUGCAGUUGUGGAACCGCUGAACCUCCGUACAUUUUGAACCGGUUUGCAGCCAUCCACGGGGCUAGGCCCAAGCAGCAGCUACAUGAGGACGAUGUGAACAUGGGCCAGAGGACGCCUCCUUCAGACGCCAUGGGUUCCACGCACGCUCAGAGCCGUGGAGGGAUGGAACGACAUGGAGACGACUUCAGCAUUGGUCGCCGUGCAAACGCCAUCCAGUGAACUACCAGAGAGUCUCCUGCCCCCCCACCCCUGAACCCCCCCCCCCCCACCCCCCCCCCCAUCGCCGACCUCUGACCCUCCAACCUCUCCCACCAUGACCUCUGAACUGGAGAGCAGCCUAACCUCCAUGGACUGGCUCCCCCAGCUCAGCAUGCUGGCAGCCAUCCAGAAGUCAGACGGCGGGCAUCACCGCGGUGGGAACCACGGGCACCACCACCACCACGGCCACGGGCCUGGGCCGGGUAAGAAGGCCGGGCAGCUGGACCCGGGCACCACCCUGGACCAGGAGGAGGCGUCUCAGCACCGGGACGGCAAGCCGCCCUACAGCUACGCCAGCCUCAUCACCUUCGCCAUCAACGGCUCGCCACGCAAGAGGAUGACCCUGAGCGAGAUCUACCAGUGGAUCUGCGACAACUUCCCGUACUACAGAGAAGCUGGCAGCGGCUGGAAGAACUCAAUACGGCAUAAUCUGUCCUUGAACAAGUGUUUCCUUAAAGUGCCUCGCUCUAAAGACGACCCUGGAAAAGGCUCCUAUUGGGCCAUAGACACCAACCCUAAAGAGGACACACUGCCCACCAGGCCAAAGAAGAGGCCUCGCUCUGGAGAGAGGGCCACCACACCCUACAGUCUGGAGUCCGAGUCUUUAAGGAUGGACUGCAUCAUGGCAGGGGGAGCGUCGCCCACCCUGGCCAUCAACACUGUGACCAACAAGGUGGCGUUGUACAACACAGAGCAGGAGGGCAGCGACAGCCCCCGGAGCAGCCUAAACAACAGCCUGUCAGACCAGAGUCUGGCCUCUGUCAACCUCAACAGCGUGGGCAGCAGCAGCGUGCACAGCUACGCACCGGUCAGCAGUCACUCUGAGCCUUCGUCCCAGUCCCUGGUUCUCCAGGGUCCUCCUCCUCCUCCCUCCCAGUACGCGCUCCCAGACAGGGACAAGCAGCUCUGCUUCUCAGACUUCGAAGACCUCAGCGCCUCCUUCCGCAGUCUCUACAAAUCCGUCUUCGAGCAGGCCUUCAGUCAGACAGGGCUGAUGGGACAUCCCAGCGAGUCCAGCCAGCCUCCUCGGACCUCCUGCUCCUACCAGACCGCCUCCGGCAACGGCAUCUCCCACCCCCACCAGCACAACCACGCCCACAACCACCACGCCCACCACCUCUCCCCCCACCCGCACGGCCACGGUCAGCACGCGCCCCAUCCCCAGCAUGCCCAGCAGCACCACUCCAGCCACGGGCAGCAGCGCCAGGGUCUGACCCUGCAGAGUCACGCCGGACAGCCUCAGCAGAUGCCCUGCUCCAGCUCGGACUGGUACCCCAACCUGGACUGGCUGAAGGAGAGUUGUCGGAUUGCUAGCAGCUACAACUGGGCUGAUGUAGAUCUCUCCCCGUUCCAAGGUCUGAAGGAGAACAUGAGGCAGGCAGAGCUGAAUAACUGGUCCCUGGACCCGGGCCAGAUGGCUGACCUGUGUUCCUCCAUCAACCACUUCUUCAGCGCUACAGGGGUCAUCCCUCCACAGGGGGCAGCGCAGCCCUCUCACCAGGCCCCACAUCAGCCCCCUCCUGCCCCACACCCCCGCCAGCACAUCUCCACAGGGAAUCUGUACAUAGACUCCAGACCCAACAUGUCUUCUCUGAUGGGACCCCCAGGGUACCCCCACAUACCCCCCCUGAGCGCCACAGGCCCCCCCAUGACAGGCCACGCCCACAUGCAGAUGCGGCAGCAGCACAUGAUGUCACGGGGCCACUUCCAGAUGCGUCUGCCCACCGACGACAUCCAGGACGACUUCGACUGGGACUCCAUCGUCUAGCUCCGCCCCCAGAGAGAGAGAGAGAGAGAGAG